Effrenium voratum is the source of this 2429-nucleotide messenger RNA. NCBI's taxonomy places the organism in Eukaryota, Dinophyceae, Suessiales, Symbiodiniaceae. The record is from the annotation of a GenBank genome assembly.
AGCCUUUGAGGCUCACCACAUUUGGCACAGUACCUAUCAGCAGACAAGCACUCCGUUCCGUUCCGGACAUCCCUGCGUAGCUCGAUCCAGCCUCGUCCCUUGCUUCACGGAGUUGCAGUCGGGCCUUGCCAGACGCGAUGCCGCUCUAUGAGGAGAAGUUUAUUUGCCCCUUCUCCAUCCGCUUCUCCCAAGCUCGGAUACGGCCCACGUUCCAGGAUGGCCGAGAUGUCGAAGCCUCCAUGGAGGAAGUGGAGGCAGUCGAAUGCCCAGUUGGUCCUUUGAAGGACAGGUACGACAUGCUCCUGAGGGCGCCUUUCCCUCCGAUUGAGAUUAUCCGGUGGUGGCCAAAGCUCCGCGAGGAGGAUGGUGAAACACUCCUGGAUGAGAAUGGCAAGACCAUUCUAGGAGAGCCUUGCUGGUUCACAUUUGACAACAGAAGGCUCUACUGCCUACAGGCAGCAGCGAUGAAGAACUGGCCCUGCCGGGCUGCAGCUGUGGUGCACGUCAUGCAUGACUUGCCUGUUUCGAAGUGUGCGCCCAAGAAAUUCCGGACGACAGAUUUAGGCUGCUCCGUCCGGAUCUCCCGCCGUGACGACGUGGUCCCCAAGGCCACCUGGACGUGGAUGGAGGCCGCAGGACAAAUUGACCGGGACUCCGAGGACUACCGUCGAGCUAUGGAGAUCAUCAUGACAGAUGAGACGAAGGAACAUUGGUCCGAGCUUCUGGACGUCCCUUCAGACUUCACGGGGGAAGGUGGCGAGGACUUCCAACUCUACAGACCAAAGUGGGAGGAGGAUCGCGAGGAGUCGACAGUAAACACUAGGACUGCUCGGCGCAUCUUAAAGGCAGGCGGAUGCCGAGUGAGCAGAGGAGGCACAGAGGCGCAAGCAGCGGCUGCGGCGGUGGCGGCAGCCGCCGCCGCUGCAGCGAAGGCAUCCUCAAUGUCUUCGCGGCGGACAGGAAAGGAGAAGCCGGAGGAGGCGUCACAGGAAACAGAGGGGACGGAUGCGUGGCAAGUUGAUGCAAGCCGGUGGCUAUGGUGAUGCUGCUUCCAGUGCUGGCUACUUCGACCCCGAUACAUACGGGACCCAAGACUUCAACUCAAUGUACAUGGCCGCUUAUGGGGCGCAAGCGUCGCUAGCAUGGCAGUUCCAGCAGCAGAUGAUGGGGAUGCAGAUGCAGCAGAUGCAGUUGCUGAAGAAGCGCAAGGAGAGAGAGCGCGAGCAGCGCGAGCAGCGCGAGCAGCGCGAGCGCGAGAAGGCGCUCGAGAAGGCGCAGGCCCAGGCAGCUCAGGCGGCCCUGGCACGGGCGCAGGCCAAAGCGGCCCAGGCGGCCCAGGCGGCUCAGGCGCGGAAGAGAGAGGAGAAGGAGCCGAACGGCCGCAACGGGCUGGGUCAUGGCCUGGGCAACGGCCUAGGCAACGGCCUAGGCAACGGCCUGGGCAACGGCCUGGGCAGUGGCCUGGGCCUAGGCAGCGGCCCAGGUAGCGGCCUGGGCAGCUUGGGCAUGGGCUUGGGCCUGGGUGGGAACCCGGGUAUGGGCCUUGGAAUGGGUGCCACUCCGAGCACAAAGGCCGCAAGCACUGGGCCGGUAUCUCCGGUGAGCGCGUCCUCUGCGCCUGCACAGCCUGGCCUGGUCGAGAAAGCGCUGGAAGAUGACGACGAUGUGAACUGCAACCAGCAGUGAUGCCCUGUCCAUGAGUGGUUCAAGUGGUUCCUAUGUGGCUGGCUUGACCCACCAAAACGGCUGGAUCAGAGCAAAGCCGACAAGCUACAUGGGCAAAGCCGUGACUUCUGAAUCUUUUCUAGCUUGCAUUCGGGGAAUUGAAUCCCGGAAUCGGAGUGUGCGCUCCUGGGUGGGAACUGAGAUGAAGGUGGAAAGAAAGGCAACGACCCAGGGACUCCAUUCCGAUGGAAAGUCCCGGAGAGGCCGCAGACAGGGCUGAUCUGGCGCUUUUUGAAACUCUCUACUUGACAUGCCAAUUCGCGUUGGCCCACUGAGUCGGUGGGGUGUUUCAGAGAAGCAUGAGAUGCUUGCAGAUUGCAGAUUGCAAGUGGGCCAUAGGUGAGCUGCGCUUGUACAAUUCGAUUGCACGGACUGGCUCUGUGAAUGCGGUUGCUUCGCGCUCGGACUGAGGUCACACUUUUGAAGAGGGCCAAGCUAAAGGCUGCCCUGGACAGAGGACACACAGGUUGAACAUCAGAGAACCAAGAACACCACUGACAAAUCUGAACCCAUUGCAGUGUGAGGAUGGUGUGACAGGACUAUGUCGUGCCAUGUCGCAGAGCGACUUGGGCGAUGCUGAAGUUUUCCGGUGCUCAUUCUGCAAGCGCACCAUGCGGCCAAAGUGUCAUGUGCCACGUGGCCAUCUCAAUGCCAUCUCAAUGCACGUCAAGGCAACGGCAACUAAGGCAACCAGGCAACGAGGC